AUGUUUGAUAGUUGCUUUCCACCGCUACGAAUGUGUUUAGAAUGCGUACAAGGGCCAAGUUUUACAGCUACUCAAAGCUAUGCUCAAUUCCAGAACGAAAAUCAUGCGGUGAGGUUGGAUACGUCUUACAUGGCUACAUCCACUCUGGAUUCAGGAAACGACGUAGUGCUUCUUAAAAACGGUCAGCGGAUUUGUGGAUCUGGGGGAGCUUUGGGUACUGCUCCGAUUGUGCAGAACAAAGCAUACUUUCAAGUCAGUAUUCAGCAGACCGGGAUAUGGGGUAUCGGACUGGCAACGCGAUCCGCAGUUUUAAAUUGUGCUCCAGUAAGCAAUAAUUGCUGGGUGAUGAGAGAAGAUGGGCAGAUUAUUGCAAAUGGUGAAGUGAUGGGAAAAUUAGAAGAAUCGAUCGAAGAAGGGGACUGCAUUGGUGUCGCAUUCGAUCAUGUUGAUUUAAAGUUCUACAAAAAUGGUAUUUUGUUGCCAGUGACAAUUUCUAACGUUAAAGGCCAGGUCUAUCCAAUUGUUUACGUUGAUAAUAGCGCAAUUUUGGACGUUGCAUUUCGCUUAUUUUCGUACAAUGCACCCGAAGGUUAUGAAGAAAUCAUGCUAGAACAAACUAUACUCUAA
Messenger RNA from Thelazia callipaeda (thelaziosis nematode), 627 nucleotides. The record is from the annotation of a GenBank genome assembly. Lineage: Eukaryota; Metazoa; Nematoda; Chromadorea; Rhabditida; Thelaziidae.